AUGGCACCCGCCCUCUCCAAGCAGGAACUCCCACCAUGGGGCAUCGCGCUCGCAGGCUCCGCCGGUGCGCUCGCCGCCAAUGCCGUCGUAUAUCCGCUGGACAUCGUCAAGACUCGGCUGCAGGUGCAGGUCAAGAGGAAUGAGAAGGAUACGCAUACCGACGACGGUGACCACGUGCACUAUGAAGGAACGAUGCAUGCUAUCGGACACAUCAUGAAGGAGGAGGGUAUGUCGGGGCUGUUCCAAGGUAUCACUGGUAACUUGAUCGGUGUCGUCAGUACCAACUUUGCGUACUUCUACUGGUAUGGUCUCGUGCGGGACCUGUACCACAGCAAGAUCGCGAAGAGCAAUGCGCCUGCGUCGACACCAGUCGAGCUGCUUCUGGGUGCCGCUGCUGGUGCUUUGGCACAAUUGUUCACGAUCCCGAUUUCGACGACGACCACGCGACAACAGACCCAAAGAAAGGGCGAGAGGAAGAGCAUGUUUGCAACUGCAAAAGAAAUCAUGGAUGGCCCUGACGGCGUUGCUGGAUUGUGGAGGGGUCUCCGAGCCAGUAUGGUGUUGGUCGUGAACCCAGCUAUCACAUACGGUGCCUACGAGAGACUUCGAGCUAUGAUCUUCCCUAACAAGGCGAAUCUCGCCCCACACGAAGCUUUCCUCCUCGGUGCACUCUCAAAGAUGAUGGCCACAGUAGCAACACAACCGCUCAUCAUCGCAAAGGUCGGCCUUCAAUCGAAACCGCCACCACAGCGCCAGGGCAAGCCAUUCACAUCGUUCCUCGAAGUCAUGCAAUUCGUGAUCGAACGUGACGGCUUCUUGGGACUCUACAAGGGCAUUGCACCUCAACUACUGAAGGGAUUCUUGGUUCAAGGUAUCCUCAUGAUGACCAAGGAGCGCGUGGAACUGCUCUUCGUUCUCCUCUUCAGAGCUGUCCGCAAGAUGCGACAAGAGCAACUUGACAAGCUCGCCCGCAUCGCAGCCGAGAAGAUCGACAAGGCCAAGCAACAGGUUGCGUAG
Messenger RNA from Zasmidium cellare ATCC 36951, 1017 nucleotides. RefSeq lists its product as uncharacterized. The record is from RefSeq and is a predicted model, not a curated record. Lineage: Eukaryota; Fungi; Ascomycota; Dothideomycetes; Mycosphaerellales; Mycosphaerellaceae. Gene Ontology annotation, biological process: transmembrane transport. The transcript is spliced from 2 exons. The coding region runs from base 1 to 1017 and encodes 338 amino acids.